Messenger RNA from Myotis daubentonii (Daubenton's bat), 1153 nucleotides. It is a transcript of the gene PTHLH, whose product is annotated as parathyroid hormone like hormone. Gene Ontology annotation, cellular component: extracellular region. Lineage: Eukaryota; Metazoa; Chordata; Mammalia; Chiroptera; Vespertilionidae. Gene Ontology annotation, biological process: bone mineralization. Gene Ontology annotation, molecular function: hormone activity. The record is from RefSeq and is a predicted model, not a curated record.
CAUUGAUGCAUAUAUAAAACGAUUUCAUUUUGGUUAUUAUUUCGGAGGAAGCGCUUCUGAUUUUUUUUUUUUCCUUUUUGGUCCCUUUUUGCCUGUGUGGUUUGGCAAAAGCACAGUUGGAGUAGCUGGUUCCUAAAUAAGUCCUGCCAGCGAGAGGAAACGAUGCUGCGGAGGCUGGUACAGCAGUGGAGCGUCGUCGCGGUGUUCCUGCUGAGCUACUCGGUGCCCUCCUGCGGGCGCUCGGUGGAGGAGCGCGGCCGCCGGCUCAAAAGAGCCGUGUCUGAACAUCAGCUCCUCCAUGACAAGGGAAAGUCCAUCCAAGACUUACGGCGACGAUUCUUCCUUCACAACCUGAUCGCAGAAAUCCACACAGCUGAAAUCAGAACUACCUCGGAGGUUUCCCCCAACUCCAAGCCCGCCCCCAACACGAAGAACCACCCCGUCCGCUUUGGGUCUGACGAUGAGGGCAGGUACCUAACUCAGGAAACCAACAAGGUGGAGACGUACAAAGAGCAGCCACUGAAGACACCCGGCAAGAAAAAGAAAGGCAAGCCUGGCAAACGCAAGGAGCAGGAAAAGAAGAAGCGGCGGACUCGAUCGGCCUGGCUACAUGCUGGCGUGGCUGGGAGUGGGCUAGAAGGGGACAGCCUGUCUGACAUCUCCGGGACAUCGCUGGAGCUCGCUUUCCGGAGGCAUUGAAAUUUUUGCAAAGACCUUCAGAAGACAUAUUACAGCAUUCUGUAAUAGUGAACAUAUGGAAAGUAUUAGAAAUAUUUAUUGUCUGUAAAUACUGUAAAUGCAUUGGAAUAAAACUGUCUCCCUCAUUGCUCUAUGAAACUGCACAUUGGUCAUUGUGAAUAUUUUUUCCAAGGCUAAUCCAAUUAUUAUUAUCACAUUUACCAUAAUUUAUUUUGUCAACUGAUGUAUUUAUUUUGUAAAUGUAUCUUGGUGCUGCUGAAUUUCUAUAUUUUUUGUAACAUAAUGCACUUUAGAUAUACAUAUCAAGUAUGUUGAUAAAUGACACAAUAAAGUGUCUCUAUUUUGUGGUUGAUUUUCAUGAAUUCCUAAAUAUAAUUAUCCAACCUGAUUUUCCUCUGUGCAUGUAAAAAUAGCAGUAUUUUAAAUUUGUAAAGAAUGUCUAAUAAAAUAUAAU